Ciona intestinalis (vase tunicate) is the source of this 3558-nucleotide messenger RNA. The record is from RefSeq. Lineage: Eukaryota; Metazoa; Chordata; Ascidiacea; Phlebobranchia; Cionidae.
UAGGAACAUGCUGCUAUCAUCACUUCGUUAAAACACCGUUAAAAGAUGGCGGGCAAUUAUCAUGUCAUGUUGGCCGUGUUGUUCAUCAUACACACCACCAAGCUAACAUGGGCUGGUUACAAUUGCAUCAGUCGUUGUAGUUGUUCGUUGUUAGAAGGGGAGAUCGUAGCUGAUUGCACCACACUUAAUUUCACCAACAUACCAGUACCGGAGGCUUACCAGGUUAACGAACUCGUGAUGGAUUUUAAUCAUAUCUCCGUCCUCAAGGCUCAUGCUUUUAUCAUGUUCACGAAACUCACGAUUAUAUCAUUAAGGGGGAAUCGAAUGCGAGUAAUUGAGACUGGAGCCUUCAUGGGACUUGACAGAUCAAAGUUACAGAGGUUGGAUUUGUCACUUAACCAACUGAACAUGAUUCCCACGCCCGACCUUCAACUCCUAUCCCCAACCCUCGCCUCGCUAUCACUAUCCUACAACGCACUUCGUAGAUUACCAUCACAGCUAGCAGGGAUGAAGAACUUGGUUGAACUUGACGUUUCUCACAACUCGCGCGUUUCUGUUUUGCCGGAAGGUAUUUUCCCGCCAUCCCUCCUCAUACUAAACAUCUCACACACCUCAAUCAGCAACUUUAGGCGGAACGACUUUGAUAAAUUAACCGAACUAAACGUCCUUAUCAUGAGCGACAACAUGGCGUCGUGGUCGGUCAACUUUGAAACCGGUAUUUUCGACAAAUUGAUCGCUCUUCGAUAUCUUGAUCUUUCCCAUUGCAAUUGUAAACGACUACCUGCUGACAGUUUUACAAAGUUGUCGAAAUUAACGACGUUACUCCUCCGUGCGAAUCGCAUUAACAAGUUACCGAUCUUUAAAGAAACUUUAGAAGUCUCCACAUCGGGACCAACCACCACAUCGGGACCAACUACCACAUUGGAACCAACUACUGCCGAGUCGAACUACUGGGACAAUAUAACUACUGUGGUUUCUUCUAUAAACUCAACGGUUCCUUCUACAAAGUCUACCCCAACCACAUUUGCCCCGGUUAUGGAGAAAUGGUUCAACCCGAUGCUGCAAACACUGGAUAUGUCAAACAACCGACGACUCACAAUAACCGACAACGGCCACAUGUUCGCACCCGCCAUGAACAUGCUGGAAUUAUCAAACACUAAAAUCAACGUCAUCGGGAGUGAUUUGUUCUCCAACCUAAAGAACCUUCGAUACCUUGGCUUGUGUAGGAGUCGUAUCAUUGAAGUGUCAACCAAUGCUUUGACCAACUUGUCAAACCUCACUCGGGUGUGUUUAUCAGGGAAUCCCCUAGACCGCAUCCCGGUACUUCCCCCUUCGGUGGAAACCGUAAAUUUGGAUAAAACCCGCAUCGUGAACCUGACAUCAUACAGCAUGGGUGACCUCAACAAACUUAUUGAGUUAAACUUGACUGCAGGUAGCCUACAUGACGUCACCGAUGACGUAUUUAUAAACAUGGAGCAUCUGGUUAAGGUUAAUCUUUCCUCGAAUGCCAUGACGAAGAUAAAUCAACGUACAUUCUAUAUAAGAUCUUCGUCACUACAAAUUCUCGAUCUUUCCAACAAUGACGUCAGCAUGAUCCAAGAUAACGCGUUCUCCUCCCACUCCGGGCUUCGAACCCUCAACCUUCGGGCCAACCAACUUGACGAAUUAACCGAACGAACCUUAAAAGGCUUGCAUGGCCUUGUUGAAUUGGACCUGGCUGAUAAUGGGUUGAUUGAGAUUGCGCCGUUCGCUCUCAAGGAACUCACCAAUUUAGAGAUUCUGUCCUUGGAAAACAACGAGCUUGAGGUGAUUUUCGAAUCUCAAUUAUCGCAAUGCAGCAAACUAUCAAGGCUCACCCUACAUAACAACCAACUGCUGAUUAUUCACCCACAACGUUUACCAUCUCUAACCAUGCUACACAUCGGCCACAAUAACCUUACAGAGUUUCCCCGCAUACGAGCGCCGUUGCUCGAAUCGAUUGACGCUUCGUAUAAUAAUAUACAGGAAAUGACGUAUGGGAUGUUGGAAGGCUACCAUGGACUGUUGAAACUCGAUUUAAAAAGCAACCCCAUGCUCGAUGUCGACUACGCUGCCUUUCGCGACGCUACUAACCUAACUGAGCUUAACUUGGCGAAAUGUAUGGUUGGGUCCUUUGUUGACCAGCCCAUGCCUUCACUUAAGACUCUUUUCCUUGGCGAGAACAGCAUUACUGAGAUGAAUGACGAGUUCUCUUUCGUGUUGCCCUCCUUGAUCAGACUUGAUAUCUCGUUCAACAACCUGACCAACAUUAACUCAAGUAUCUUGGACUCUACCACCUUGGCGUCAGUUGAUUUCACUGGCAAUAACUUUAUAUGCGACUGCGAGCUGGUGCCGUUCGUGGCUUGGGUGAACAACAUGAACGAAAACCUUCACGUUAUAGUCCUUGGAUCGCCCGAGUACAUGUGUGCUGGUCCUGCAUCGGCAAUGAGCCAGGCAGUACUGCAUGCUGUGGGCGAGUUGGAUUGCACACCGCCCAAACCGUCGCCACAGAAGGGGACAAUAGCCAUGGAAGUUGUACUUGCUGUGGUGGCAACAGUCGUCCUCCUGCUGUCAGUCACAAUCGCUUGCUACUGCCGCAGAAGAGUUGCAACCUCUAACGCGUCAUCCGCGUCAUCAAUGGAUGACACGUCAUCAAACCAAGGCGUCUCGCUUCACUGCUGCGAGUGGAUCGCUGUUAACCUUAGGUCACGCGCAAUCAUGCGUGGUAGGUCACGUGAGAGAGUGACGUCAGAUGACGAAACCAGGGACCUUAUGAACGCGACACCACUCGCUUCGCCUUUAGGGGAAGACGCCCCAGAACUCCUGUGAUAAAAUCUCCUCACUCCUGGUUUCGAACCUUGUACCACUCGUUGUGGGGUGUGGUAUAUUAAGCAGAGAAGGCCUGCGUUAUGAGUUCCAGUCGUCGAAACAUAAACACUGUAACUUCCAGCGCUGGUGUUCGAACCUAUUAAGUCUGGUUCACACCCCAAACUUUUCCAAGGUAACGACGUUGGCCUGUAAGCAAUAUCCAUGAAGUGUCUUUAUAUGUGUUCUUGUAAUUCAUUCACGACCAUGUCGGCCAUAACUGGGUCUUUGCAAACGUUAAAGCCCAAAUUUCCCAAAUCCAUAAAGAAGUUUGCUACCUCUGUGUUCGGACAACAAGAACAUUACAGCGUUGACAGUAUUACCCAAAUAACUACCAGUUUUAACUUUUAUACAAGUAAAAUUUACUCAAUACUCCGUGUGUGUAGUAUGAGUGUCCCGUCAACUCAAACCCCGUCAGCUUGAAGCCUUGAAGCUGUGGUUUUUAAUCGUGGGGUCGUUUAUAGUACGUACCAGUUUUUACAACUCCCACAAAAGCCACUUAAUACGUUGUGUAUGUUUUCCUUGCCCUCUUUUUCUUCACUGUGUUUCUACGCAUGCCAAGGUGUUAUCAUGACGUCACCGACUCCCUUUUUCUUCAGUUUCCAAAUCUCCGCUGUUGCAUUUUAUUCGUUCCUGCCACGAUGUAUACGGAUUUUAAAAUAUACAUUUCUUUGU